This is a messenger RNA of Aspergillus sclerotioniger CBS 115572, 1068 nucleotides long. RefSeq names its product sucrase/ferredoxin-like domain-containing protein. The record is from RefSeq and is a predicted model, not a curated record. Lineage: Eukaryota; Fungi; Ascomycota; Eurotiomycetes; Eurotiales; Aspergillaceae. The coding region runs from base 102 to 971 and encodes 289 amino acids. The transcript is spliced from 2 exons.
UUCCUGGUUCAGCUGCGUUCUAGACAGAAUCGAUUAUCGAGCAUACAUAGCUGCAUACACAAUCGUCGAUAUUCUACGUUCGCAACCGUAGAGCUUCUGCAAUGUUCCGCUCACUACUCUCGCGUGGCGGCCUCAUCCGCAACGACAGCUACAUUUUCCCCACCGUCGACCCAAACGAAGAUGGUCCAGACUGCAAAAUGGACUGCGCAGACUGUACGGUGCAAUUUCCGUCCAAAGUGAAGGUUGAAACCUCGAGACCGCUGUACGGCCACAUCAAAGAAUUCCAUACCCAUGUCCUGGUCGCGACAGGCAAGUCGGAUUGGACCGAGAGAGUCGAGAAUGAGAAAGGGUCUCUGAUGGAAGCAUUUGAUGAGUCCAACAAGUCAAAGCAUGGUCGCAUCAUGGUCUCCGCUUCAAAUCUCGAAUCCCCAGAGACCGAUGAGAAAACCGACGGAACCACAAUCCUGCUACUACCAUCAUUCACCUUCAUCGACUCCGUUCAACGAAGCGACGCCAAUGAAGUCAUUACUCGCUUCAUCGACGCUCCAUUAUCCCAGAACGGCAUCCCCCCCAACCCCGAGUCGAAACUCUUCCCCCGACCAUGUCAGUACGAUUACGUGGUGCUACUGUGCUCUCAUCGGCGACGCGACGCCCGCUGCGGAAUCACGGCUCCCUUGAUCAAGAAAGAGCUGGAGCGACACCUGCGCCCUCUGGGGCUGUACCGCGAUGCGAACGACGAGCGCCCCGGUGGCGUGGGAAUCUUCUUCGUAUCACACGUGGGCGGACACAAGUUCUCCGCGAAUGUUCUGAUCUACCGCAAGGAGCAGGAGCAGAUGAUCUGGCUGGCUAGAAUCAAGCCGGAGCAUUGCGAGGGAGUCGUCAAAUACACCCUCUUGCAGGGCAAAGUGGUUCACCCCGAGUCGCAGUUGCGAGGAGGGUUUGAUAGAAGUCGUGGUGUGACAAGUUGGUAAUAGUGCUGUGGGGAUAUUUUAUAGAUACAUCAAAAUUAGAACUAAUACACCAAGUAAUGAGACCAAUGAUACUGCAAUGGCUGAGCAAUGGCUUUAC